CCGCAAUCCUCCCAUCACCACCGUCACCUUUUACUACAAGUACACACUGUUAUCUCUCUUAAGACUAACCCUUUCUCACCACACCUUCUCUCAAACUCCAAAUGGCUAUUAGAAAAUCACACAAACUACCUCAAACAGCAGUCCUCAAGCAAAUCCUCAAGAGAUGCUCGAGUUUAGGCAAGAAACAUGGCUAUGAUGAUGAUGGCCUCCCUCUUGACGUGCCAAAAGGGCACUUUGCUGUGUAUGUUGGUGAAAACAGAAGUAGAUACAUUGUUCCAAUCUCAUUUUUGAGCCACCCUGAGUUUCAGUCCUUGCUUCAAAGAGCAGAAGAAGAAUUUGGCUUUGAUCAUGAUAUGGGCCUUACUAUCCCUUGUGAAGAAGUAGUUUUUCGAUCUCUAACAUCAAUGCUCAGGUGAAAAGAUGAUCAGUAGGGUGAUGGCGGUGCAUGCUUGCUUGGAGAAGAUGGCUUAAGAUGAAGCUACACUAUAUUUAGCUUCUCUUUUUUUAACAUCUAUUCUCAAUUGUGAUUCGAGAUCCUGUUUUUUUUUUCAUGUAUUCUCUCUUGGAAACCCUGCUGGGUUCUUAUGUCAAAUUAAUUACUAACUUAGAACCCAUGAAAAGAAUGCAUAGGUUUGAGAUGUAUAAGGUCUGGUUUUCCUCACAGAUGUUAGUUGUUAACACCUGAGAGAAGCAAGGUUUAAUGCAAGGGUGAUUUGCCUGUUUAGCUGCACAAA
Molecule: messenger RNA, 734 nt
Organism: Populus euphratica (Euphrates poplar)
Lineage: Eukaryota; Viridiplantae; Streptophyta; Magnoliopsida; Malpighiales; Salicaceae
Product: auxin-induced protein 15A
Exons: 1
Coding region: 102-416 (104 amino acids)
Biological process (GO): response to auxin
Source: RefSeq, a predicted model, not a curated record